This is a messenger RNA of Fragaria vesca subsp. vesca, 769 nucleotides long. Its product is annotated as indole-3-acetic acid-induced protein ARG7-like. Bases 131 to 451 code for a protein of 106 amino acids. The transcript has a single exon. Gene Ontology annotation, biological process: response to auxin. Lineage: Eukaryota; Viridiplantae; Streptophyta; Magnoliopsida; Rosales; Rosaceae. The record is from RefSeq and is a predicted model, not a curated record.
CUCCCACAAAAUUAACUUCCUCAUUUUUCACUUCACUCUGCCUUCUCCAUUUUUUCACUUCACUCUGCCUUCUCCAUUUCUCUCUGGCUUUGAGCAAGUUCACCCUUUCGGUCAUCGUUGAGGUUAAGAAAUGGCGAUCAGAAAACCCAACAGGCUUACUCAAGCGGCGAUGCUGAAGCAGAUUCUGAAGAGGUGCUCCAGCUUGGGGAAGAAGCAGCAACACUAUGAUGAACAGGGCUUACCUUUGGACGUGCCAAAGGGACACUUUGUGGUUUAUGUUGGGGAAAACAGAAGCAGGUACAUAGUACCCAUCUCUUUCCUGACCCGACCCGAGUUCCAGAGCCUGCUUCACCAAGCUGAGGAGGAGUUCGGGUUCGAUCACGACAUGGGUCUCACCAUUCCUUGUGAAGAAGAAGCUUUCCAGUCACUAACAUCCAUGCUGAGCUCUUAGGAGGAUUCCUCGCUCUUUUUGUGAGAAAAUGGCUCAAGAAAAACAAGAUGAAGCUGCUUUACUUGCUUCUCUGUUUCUUUCUUCCAAGAUUUUCUCAUUGCAAAAUUCAAAAAUUGACUCUGACCCGAGAGAACGGAUUCAAAAACCCAGAUGGAUAUUAUGAUUUUAUUUACCAUCUGGGUUUGGAAAUGUAAAUGUUAUAUUUAAAGUUUGAGGAAUUUUCAUCUCUAGCUCUCACGGUGGUGGUUGUGGGGAUUUGUAGUACCAAUGUAACCCUGUGGAAGAAACUGAUAUCAAUAUUUAUAAUAUAUCAGAGCU